UAUGUCUUAAUUAUUAUUGUAUUGUCUUUGUAUCUAUUAUUAUUGUAUUGUUAUAAACUAUUAACUUAAUUCACUUCAUUGUAGAGCACCGAUAUGAGGACGCUGCACGGAUUUGGCUGGUGAACCAGCUAGGCGCCACGCUCUUUGCUAGCAAGAGCGGAGGCUACCAUACGACCGUCUACUGGAUAGGGAUGUUGGAGGAUCUUGGUCGAGUGUGCGAGUACGCGUGGGGCGCGAUUGCGCUCGCUACGCUAUACGACCAGCUUAGUCGAGCGUCCAGGAGGGGGACGGCCCAGAUGGGAGGUUUUACCUCGCUCCUGCUAGGAUGGGUCUACGAGUACCUUUCUGACCGCGUCAUUAUCCGUAGGCGGAUCCGGAGUACUCGCAGGACCAGCCUAGGGCGCGGCGGUGGGCUAUGUCCCGGGUCGGGCAUGCAGGCCUUGAUGAGAGGCGAGUCAUGCUCGAUGAGCUGACGGUGGAUGACGUUAUAUGGACCCCAUUUGAGGACCAUCGGGCUCAUCGACCACGGGAUCCGAGGGCCAUGUAUUCUGGCUACAUCCGGUCGCCAUUUGGCCGUGUUGUUCGACGACAUCUACCAGAGAGGGUUCUGCGCCAGUUUGGCUUCAUACAGGAUGUCCCUCGACACCCCUCUGAGAUCCAGACGUCUGGGUCCCUUGCUGAGACCGCAGAUGCUGCCUUUGCUGAGUUUGCGCCGCACCUCCGCCCUCAGGGGAUCCCCGCUACAUAUCCGGGAGAGGCUGUGGAGGAUUACAUGAGGUGGUACAGCGCUGUGUCCCAUCGGUUCAUCAUCCCUGAUGAUAGGAGGGAGGAGUUCAGUGCAGUGACUGUUAUGCGUCGGGCCGUGGACUUGUUGGAGCAGUCACUCGAGGUGCCAGAUGCUCCUGCAGAGGGCACGCAUUCCCGAUCCCUCACUGAGAGGGCGCUGGAUCUUAUUAGAUCCAAUGCCUUCAUUGGUACCCAGGGGGUAGCCUUUGCUGGUGCUGGAAAAUGA
Messenger RNA from Lotus japonicus, 1012 nucleotides. RefSeq lists its product as uncharacterized. The coding region runs from base 416 to 1012 and encodes 198 amino acids. NCBI's taxonomy places the organism in Eukaryota, Viridiplantae, Streptophyta, Magnoliopsida, Fabales, Fabaceae. The transcript is spliced from 3 exons. The record is from RefSeq and is a predicted model, not a curated record.